AUGGCACCAGAAACCCCGCAACAAUAUCCCCUCUACGAUGCAACUCUUACCCUCCAGCGUAUUUCGCCCCUCUAUAUUGGCAGCGACACUCCCCUCGAGAACGCCACUCUACAAAUAUACGCGCAGCAGUUCCGAGACAUCCUCGCCGGCGAUGUACUGCGUGGUGUACGCGUCGGGCUGUCUGAGGACACUUCAAUAGCACGCGUUGGAGCUCUGCAGACUGUGACAUGGAAACUUCUGCCGGACGAAGACGUAUGGACUGGGGCAGACGAGACACAAAUGACGGGCAAUGAAGACACGACAACGAGCCUUGCUGCUUCGAGAGGCAUGCAGGUUACAAUUACAUACGAAAAGGGGGACUAUACAGCUAUUUUACUACGUGACAUGCAAGGCGACCAGGAUGAAUCCGCCAUUGGAGUUGGUCUGGACGGAUAUGGCUUCCAAAGCUUCCCCCUGCUUUUAAUGAAAAUGCCGGCGACAUUGCGAGAUCCAUUCACGCAAUUCCUGGCCGACACAUUCGAUGCUCGAGCCUCGACUUUUCGACUCCCAAGCCUCUUCCUCACGACUGCACUCGACCAAUACCUUGCGUAUAUAUGUGUUGGGGAGGACGGAGAGCCAUUGGAUACUCUGGAAAGCAGUCGGAUUUUGAGGACGAUAAUUGGAUCCAUUUCUGUAGAGGUUGGAUUUGACAUCCCAGGUGGAUCGACUACUCUCAAGACCAUUCAAAUCCAUAUUGCCAGCGAAGACGUACCUCGUAUGGUCUCCCGGGGGAAACGACUGGUAGAUGGGCCAGAGACACCAUUUAUGGCGGCCCUCACAGCAUAUGUCAAAGCACAUUUGGCUUUGGACCUAAGCCACGAUAUGGUCAAUAUCGUGGGAGUACACUGUCAAGCGUUUCUGCUAAAUAGUGCCGGCAAAGCUAAAUUCGGUCUACCACAUGUUGCAGAUGACGGCGAAAGUCCUCAGAGGAGAGCUACGAAGAGAUUGAUCCAUGGGCUCAUCGCUACUGCAAAGAAAGGAAGAUGA
Molecule: messenger RNA, 1026 nt
Organism: Lachnellula hyalina
Lineage: Eukaryota; Fungi; Ascomycota; Leotiomycetes; Helotiales; Lachnaceae
Exons: 1
Coding region: 1-1026 (341 amino acids)
Source: RefSeq, a predicted model, not a curated record